Messenger RNA from Fusarium keratoplasticum, 1887 nucleotides. Its product is annotated as HET domain-containing protein. Lineage: Eukaryota; Fungi; Ascomycota; Sordariomycetes; Hypocreales; Nectriaceae. The coding region runs from base 1 to 1887 and encodes 628 amino acids. The record is from RefSeq and is a predicted model, not a curated record. The transcript has 2 exons.
AUGUCGCCUUGCAAGUCCUGCCGUGGCUUUGCGGCGGAUGACGCCCGAGGAACUCUUGAACGACUCUACAAGGCUGCUGAAAAUGGGUGCAUCUGUUGCGAUGCGGUCCAGCAGGCUGUCCAGCAACUGCUACCAGAGGCUUCGUCUCCUGACCUUAAAUACAUACUUUGGACGACUAAGAGACGACAGCGCACUGACAUGCUUCACCCCGAAGAUUCUUCGCAGUGGGAACUGAAUGUGAGGAUCGAGAAGGAGCCUUUUAUAAUUGAGCACGAUAUUCUGAUUCAUGCGGUUCCGGAACUACCCAGUCCUUGGAAGAGCGUCCCUCUCUUCGACGAUCUACCAACGUCAACAGACUCGGAUGAGUCAAGCGCCUUCGCUUUAGGUGCCCUGAAGGAGUGCCUGGACAAUCAUUCACUCUGCGAGAAUGCACCCGACGGGUUUCUCCCGUCAAGGCUGGUGGAGGUUCGAGAAACGUCUGUUCGAGUCGUCGACACUCAUGAGUUGGACCCGGCGCAGGCCAAAUACCUCGCCUUGAGCCACUGUUGGGGACCACCCGAGAGUAUCACUGCGCAACUCAACGAUGAGACGUAUGAUGAAUACACCAACGAAAUCCCAGCCGCAGCGCUACCCAAGACUUUCAAGGAUGCCAUUGCCAUCACUCGCAAACUGGGGUAUCGGUAUAUCUGGAUCGAUUCACUCUGCAUUAUUCAACACAACGUCGAAUGCUGGAUAAAGGAGGGUUCGCAGAUGUGUCAGAUCUAUGAGAACUCACUUGUCACUCUCGCCGCCGCUUCUUCGCCGAGCGGCCAAGGUGGUCUAUUCUACAACUCUCCAAAGAUCGAAAUAACUGGCACCAUCCCCGAAUCCGGCCAGAAAUAUCGACUCUUUGCACGGUUCAACUUUAACCACCGAUUCUUUGACUAUCCUCUGAUGAACCGCGCAUGGGUCAUGCAGGAACGUCUUCUCUCGCCCCGAACUCUAUACUUCACGAGCCAGGAGCUUGUGUGGGAAUGCCGUUCUCGCAACGUUUGUCAGUGUUCGCCUAUUCUUGGCGGCUUCCAAGCCCAGGUUCACGGGUUCCCGGGCAACUCAAAACUUCAGCCCGCCGAAGCUCACCUGGACACUUCUGCUCUCAAGUCGAAAUGGUAUGAGGUGGUUGAGAUUUAUACGCAACUCAAGUUGUCGCAUCCAGGUGACAAACUGAUGGCUAUCGACGGUAUUGCGCAGUACAUGGCACCGAUGCGCGAGAGUCAGCACUUUGCUGGUCUGUGGGCAGACUCUUUCGUGCCUGAUCUCGCCUGGGCAACUGACCCAUUUGACGAGGAAAAAUCACGGGUGCCUGAGUGGCGCGCGCCGACAUGGUCCUGGGCCUCCCUGGAAACCAAGAUCAUUUGGUAUGCCAAGGAGACACCAAGCGCUCCUGAAGCUCACUUCAGCGUCGAGAAAUGGCCCCAGCACAGCGAAGGGAUGCAGCCAUGGACGGAAUCUUGCCAGGACUCCCAGAUCGUUCUUCGCGGUAUCCUUGUCGAAACAACAGUGGCAGAGGCAGACGCGGUUGUCAAUUCGUCUCCAUGCUUGUACCAAGAUUGUGCAGAAUGGGUUCCUUCGGGCGACAACACUCAAGAUGACGAGCCGUUGUACUGCCUACGGCUACUAGAGGCCGAAGAUCUUCUCUGCUCCCUCGUGCUGAGGAAAUCGGAAUCUCAAGGCCAGACAUUGUAUCAGCGACAUGGGUUGUUGCUGUUUCAAGCUAACCCAAAGAAUGAGAAUGAAAUCUGGAAUACCAGGGACAAGCCGAGGAGCAGAUGGGAUAGGGUAAAGCCCCGGGCUGGAUUUCCUUCAUGGUGGGUUGGGGGUGAUUUGACCAGUGUUACUAUCAUUUAA